CAGGAAACUAAACUGGAGCUGGCCGGGUAGAAGGAUACGUCCAGCGAUUGGUCCAUGUAAGCCAUGAACUCCACUUCAUCGUCUCUGGGACUCCUGUCGGGGUACAAUUCCUCCAGCUCAGAUGAAGAGGAAGGCGCUGAGAGUAGCUCAGGGCCUGCUCCAUCCAAAACGAACUUCUUUGCAGAUGCAGCCUCCAGCAGUGACGAUGAAGAGGACGGUAAAAAAGAAUCCGAGAAACCCACCGCACCUCUUCCUUCUCCCUCGCUCUCUACUCGCCUCCCCGCACCACGACUUGGUGCUCAGAGUAAAGUAAGCACCAGUGGGGUGUUUGCAAACCCCUUCCGGGAUGAGGAACGGGCCCAGCUGAGUAUCCUGGAACGUCACGUCAAGCUGAGUGACAGCAACUGGGCAAAGGGUGGGAGAGGAGUCUGUCUGGCUUACCAGAGGGACGGACGGUGCCGCUACGGAACAAAAUGCAAAUACAGUCACAAAACUGACUUACCACCGGGGGCUACAAUGGCGAGCCAUGGAGAACUUUCUGGCAGCGGAGGUGAUGCUCUGGAGAUAGUCAAAGACAACUCCAAACUGGGGGAGUUACAAAGUGGAGAGGAAGGGGGAGUAAAGAUGCAAGCUGAGAGGGGCAAGAGGAAAAAGCCAGGACUUAGUAACACUCUCAUCCCUCCAAAGAAAGCCAUGAAGAAUUACCAAAAGCAAUUGUCAUCUGAAAGACCCUGGGCUUUGUAAAUGUUUUUUGUAACAGCCUCGAAUACCUAGUUAGGGUUU
Messenger RNA from Nanorana parkeri, 783 nucleotides. RefSeq lists its product as uncharacterized. The coding region runs from base 64 to 744 and encodes 226 amino acids. The transcript is spliced from 3 exons. Gene Ontology annotation, molecular function: metal ion binding. The record is from RefSeq and is a predicted model, not a curated record. NCBI's taxonomy places the organism in Eukaryota, Metazoa, Chordata, Amphibia, Anura, Dicroglossidae.